AUGGACAGGUGGCCUGCACUGUUCAGUGAAAGACAGGUAAUCAUUUAUUUGCUAAUUAUAAACAUGUAAUUUGAAGAAUUUAGAGUCUAUAAGGGUAAUUGUGCAUAGAUUUGAGUUCAGCAGACUUACACACACAAAUAGUGCAAAUACACUAGCACCUCUUACACACAAACACCACUGCAGUCUUAAAAUAAAACAUGAUGACAUAAUCAUUUAAAUAGUAUUUACACAGUGCUAAUAUUAAACAUUUUCUGUCACAUUAUAUAUGCUGUUUGUUUCCUUACUCUUGUCCUUUCUCUUUUUGUCAUCCAUCUGUUUAAGCUGUGUGCCAAAUUCAAGCGUGUCGUUGCCACAGACCUGGUACAGUCAUUUCUUGGUGGACUGGAUGCCUUGGUGCCAAGUCUUGUUGCACACUACAGGGGAGCUGAUCCAACCAAAAUCCAAUCAUGGUAUAACUGUAAAAUUAAAAAAGUAAUAAAUAUAUAUAUGUGGUUGAAUCUUUCAGGUCCACGUGAAAACCCUGGACGUGCUAAUGAAAGGGAUGCUGGUUGGACUUUUAAUUGGACAUGAAGAUGUUAUGCACGAAGCAUUUCCUCGUCAACUCUUCAAUGUGACAGUGGUAGUUGAGGAGACCAUCAUCCUGCAUAACCUCCAAGAUGUACCUACAGUCCUUGCCAUAUUAAUGGCAACCAUCUACUGUCUUAACCUGGAGUACCCUCGUGAGAUGAAGUACUUCUUUGAGUUUUUGCAGAAGGUCAUCAUGAAAAUCCAGCCAGACCAGUGCUAA
This is a messenger RNA of Xyrichtys novacula (pearly razorfish), 787 nucleotides long. The record is from the annotation of a GenBank genome assembly. Lineage: Eukaryota; Metazoa; Chordata; Actinopteri; Labriformes; Labridae.